This is a messenger RNA of Podarcis raffonei (Aeolian wall lizard), 1461 nucleotides long. It is a transcript of the gene GCM2, whose product is annotated as glial cells missing transcription factor 2. Gene Ontology annotation, molecular function: DNA-binding transcription activator activity, RNA polymerase II-specific; RNA polymerase II cis-regulatory region sequence-specific DNA binding. The transcript is spliced from 5 exons. The coding region runs from base 1 to 1461 and encodes 486 amino acids. NCBI's taxonomy places the organism in Eukaryota, Metazoa, Chordata, Lepidosauria, Squamata, Lacertidae. Gene Ontology annotation, cellular component: nucleus. Gene Ontology annotation, biological process: regulation of transcription by RNA polymerase II; gliogenesis. The record is from RefSeq and is a predicted model, not a curated record.
AUGGUUAACAUGUCAAAGGACUCAGACUACACCUGCUCCUAUGGGAUGAAGUUAACCUGGGAUAUCAAUGAUCCCAAGUUACCACAGGAGCCCAAGCACUUUGAUUCCUUCCAGGAGUGGCCUGACGGCUAUUUGCGGCUCAUCUACUCCAACGAGGAUAAAAACGCACAGCGCCACCUCAGCGGGUGGGCCAUGCGCAACACCAACAACCACAACUGCCAGAUCCUCAAGAAGUCCUGCCUUGGUGUGGUGGCAUGUGCCGGGGACUGCACCCUGUUGGAUGGGGCCAAGCUGCAGCUCCGACCUGCCAUAUGCGACAAGGCUCGCCAGAAGCAGCAAAAAAAACUUUGUCCAAACUGCAAUUCAGCUCUUGAAUUAAUUCCUUGCCGGGGGCACAGCGGCUACCCAGUAACUAACUUCUGGAGACAUGAAGGCAAGGCAAUAUUUUUCCAGGCCAAGGGAAUACAUGACCACCCUAGACCAGAGAGUAAAUCAGAAACAGAGAUCAGAAGAAGUGCCCUUAAAAAGCAAACACCACCUUCUCAUUCAUCUCAGAAAAAAAGGCUUCUGGAUUUUCAGACAGGAAUGUGUUUUGAGAACAGCAGUCACUUUCAUUAUAUUCAUCAUCUGGGAUGUGAAGAAGGAUCAGAAAAAAUCAACAUAAUUACAGACACCGGCUUGCCGCUCCUAGCUCAGCCUCACCAUUUAUUUCAAAAUAUAGAACCUUACAACAUUACCUAUGAUGCAGCCAGCUUUCAAGAGGAUGUGUUAUCACCACUUCAGAAACGCCCAAGCCCCAAAAUCUAUACAUCUAAACCAACUUGUGGCUAUGAAUGCUCAUUUCCUGGUUACAUCAGUUCCAGUCUGUAUGCAUUUCACAAAGAUCCAAUGGAUAUUCCAGGGGAUGCUGACCAUGUUGUGUUGAAUGGACUUCAGUACCAUGUAAAUUCACUAAAUGCCCAUGAAAAGAACUUUGAUGGCACCCAUAAACAUCAUGGGCUAAAACAGGCCUUAGCUGAAACUAACUACGGAGAAAGGAUAGGCGAUGAAUCAAGUCAAGUCAAUGUUAAUCAUCCCCAUUACUGUGAAGAAUAUGCUUGCAGAUACAGCAGUCAUUCCUCUUUGGAAGGCCCGCCUUUGCAAACUGUUAUAACCACAACUACCAAGAUGUCCCUUGAAGCCUACAAGCCUCCUGUGAAGUACGAUGACAGUUUAUAUGAUCCAAAAGAUCUUAUGAGUUGUUCCUUGGCAGAAAGCAUUUCAGGGAAUGUCUGUCGAGAGAUAAGCCUUCAAGACGACUGGGGAAUGGGCAAACCAAAUGAGAUUGGUGAGCAUUUUCUGACAAUUGAUAAGGAGGAGGAUAUAGCAUCAGUGAAUAAAUGCCAGGAUAGUGCUGAUGCAGGAAAAGUUUAUACUGGAUAUGAAGGACAAACAUUCCAAUUUGAGAAUACUGAAUACUAA